UUGGCGAAAAGUGGAGGUCGUAAAGCAAUUUAUAUCCCCAGUUUCUCGGCAACAGCGAAAGGAAACCUGCAAUACUGGAACUAUCCCACGCCUCGUCCCUGUUUUGAUUUAUGUUGGAGAUGGUUAACAGUGAACUGCUCGUCGUUGCAAGCUGUGGCACUGCAAUUGCGGAUUUUAUGGGCUUCAGUUCGCUGGCAGGAUAUGAAGCCGGAAGAUGAUGAUCCUGAUAGACGGGUAGUGAAUCAUUUUCCGGAUCGCGAUGAACGUCGAUGGAUUUCUCUCCACAAGGAGUAUGCCCCGCCAUGCAUUUAUGAAAGGUAUCGACUUUCCAUCGAAGUUCUACCUCUGGACGACGACAAUGGAGCCGAUGAAGAAGAUGAUUUGUCGUGGACGAGCAGUGAACGGGAACGACGGAAAAGUGUUCGGCGAAGAAAACCUCAGUCGCAGUCAUCACGCGUUAGACGAGUAUCUCAGAUUAAAGAGGAAUGGGUUGACGGCGUGGAUUUGAAACUCUAUGAAAUUUAUGAUUACUGGAGAGGAUUCAGUGAGCGAUUCACAAACCGUUUGAAGUCAUCUCAGCCGACAGCACAGAGAGUUCAGCCACCACGAUCAGCUGCAAAACCAGCUCAACCCUACAAAGAACGAACCGCAAGCCCUGUUCCGAAUGUUGUUGCCCCGCGUAAAGCGGUUUCUGUCCAGGAUCGUCCUGUUCGUCCUCCUCCUCCACGAAAUUCAUCAACGCCGACACCACAACAAGUACGCUCUGUCGCAGUCAUCACCGCUGAGCGAUUACGAAAGGAGGGUCGAAUAAAUAACUACCACUAUUACUCCGCUGCUGAUGAAAGGGAUGAUGACGAGAGUUGUGACAGUACAUAUACGGAAGGAUCUGAACUGACAGGAUGGGAACCUCGUGCCGCGAAGCGGCCACGGCUUUCGACGCCUCGCAUGGACUCCUCUCGUCUACUUCGAACUCUUACUCCACCCACGUCACGUGCCGUGACUGGUCGUUCUUACCAGGUUGGAUGCAUCCGCGGAGGUGGCAGAACUGCAGCGGUGAGUAGUUCCGGUCGUUUUGCAGUGGCGAUGAUUAUUGUAAAAAUGCCAGGUUGA
Molecule: messenger RNA, 1110 nt
Organism: Cooperia oncophora
Lineage: Eukaryota; Metazoa; Nematoda; Chromadorea; Rhabditida; Trichostrongylidae
Source: the annotation of a GenBank genome assembly